Molecule: messenger RNA, 1661 nt
Organism: Poeciliopsis prolifica (blackstripe livebearer)
Lineage: Eukaryota; Metazoa; Chordata; Actinopteri; Cyprinodontiformes; Poeciliidae
Exons: 11
Coding region: 201-1502 (433 amino acids)
Source: RefSeq, a predicted model, not a curated record
CUCUCUCUCUCUCCGUCUCUGCUGAAAGCCGUCGGACCUUCUGGAUCUCUCCUUUCUGCCUCAGCGGAGAAGCUUCUGGAGACCGGGGCGCGACAUUAAGACCGGCAGACCCUCCACCGUCUGGGGAAGGAUUUCAAAGCGGAGACAAGCAGUUUGUAAAGACAGAGAAGAAGACGUCAAGAGACACCAACAGGCCCAACAUGGCUCUGCUGUGCUACAACAAAGGCUGCGGGGAGAAGUUUGACCCCGACAAGAACAAGGAUGAUUCCUGCCUCUUCCAUCCAGGAGUCCCCAUCUUCCAUGACGCCCUGAAGGGUUGGUCCUGCUGCAAGAAGAGGACGACAGACUUCUCAGAGUUUCUCUCCAUCAAGGGCUGCACCCGUGGGCGCCACAGUGACGUGAAGCCCCAGGAGCCUCUGAGGCCCGAGGUGUCGUCAGAUAAGAGCGAGGCAAAACCCGCCAGCGACCGGGAGAUCAUCUACCAGGGCCCCAAAUCUGCCGAGGUGCUGCAGAAAGAGAGACCCAGCUCAGACCAGCCCAUGACCAAGUUACCCCACAAAGUGUCAGCGUCUCUCAUUCAGGCGCUGGAGAAACUGGGACUGAACAGGAGCGCAGAGAGCGAGAAGAAAGACAGUGAGGUCGUGAUGCACGGGACGCGCUGCAAGAACACAGGCUGCAAAACAAUCUAUGAAGGCCCAGACACAGACAUGGAGGUCUGCACCCACCACCCUGGAGCCCCCGUCUUCCAUGAGGGGUACAAAUACUGGAGCUGCUGCUGCAUAAAGACGACAGACUUCAACGCGUUCCUGGACCAGAAGGGCUGCACCACGGGGAAACACCGCUGGGUUGCAAAGCAGGAUAAGAAGAAAGUGGCAUGUCGACACGACUGGCACCAAACCGCAAACACGGUCGUGGUGACAAUUUACGCCAAGAACUCAGAUCCCGAUUUCUGCAGCAUAGAAGCGAAUCCAACAGUGCUUUUAUGUCAAAUCCAGUUUGAGAACAAGAUUUUCAAGAGAGAAUUUCACUUCUGGGGGGUGAUCGACACCAAACAGAGUUGGGUCAACAUGGUCCCGUCUAAAGUGGAGAUCACCCUCCGUAAGGCCAACCAGAUGUCCUGGGGCAAACUGGAGGACCCGAACUACAAGCCAGAGCCGGAGCCCGUCGUCAUCGACGACGUCAAUGGCAACCAGGAGUCCCAGCAGCCCGACUGGGACAUCGCCGACGACGACAUCAGCGACUCGGACGAGGAGUGGGCCUACGACACGCCGGAGAACAAGAACCAAGGGGGCAAGAGUGAAGAGCUGAGGAAGAGGAGGGAAGAGCAGGAGGUGCAGAAUUUAAAAAGGAAGGAGGUGGAGGAAGAGAUGAAGAGGCUGAUGCAGGAGCAGAAGAGGGCGGAGGAGCAGAGGAGGGAGCUGGAGGAGCAACGGAGGGAGGAGGAACAGGAAGGAUAUGAAGACAUGCCAGACCUGGAAGAUCACAAUGCUGACGUGGAGUGAUGUGAAAAAAAACAAACAGAAUUUCCCUUCUUUUUAGCAACCAACACUAAAUACUCUCAUUUUCCUGCAGUAACUUUAUAUCAUAUCAGAGGAGAUGAGCCUGUUGAAAUCUUUUGAUUAUGCAAAAUACAUAAUUAUAGCAAUAAAUCUUUUUUUUUA